This is a messenger RNA of Didymella exigua CBS 183.55, 1530 nucleotides long. Its product is annotated as amino acid transporter. Gene Ontology annotation, cellular component: membrane. The record is from RefSeq and is a predicted model, not a curated record. Gene Ontology annotation, biological process: amino acid transmembrane transport. The transcript is spliced from 3 exons. Bases 1 to 1530 code for a protein of 509 amino acids. Gene Ontology annotation, molecular function: L-amino acid transmembrane transporter activity. Lineage: Eukaryota; Fungi; Ascomycota; Dothideomycetes; Pleosporales; Didymellaceae.
AUGAGCGCCAUCCGUCCCGAGGGGUCGAAUGAGGACCACGCACCAAAGCCCACAGCAGAAGCCGAGCCACUUCUGGGGAGACGAUCUUCAGCAACAUCUCACAGUGCUCAACCGUCUACCAAGCAACUCACGACUCGACAUGCGUUUGCGAUUCUUGUCACUUUGCAGAUCGGCAGUGGUAUUUUCGCCAGCCCUGCCCAGGUCGACAGCAAUGUACCCUCCCCUGGAGCCGCAUUGCUUGUCUGGAUUCUUGGAGGCUUGCUCUCAUGGGCAGGUGCAGCCUCGUUUGCCGAGCUUGGUGCUGCCUUGCCGUUGAACGGGGGCAUGCAAGAGUACUUGCGUUACGUUUUCGGUGACACAUUCGCAUUUCUCAUGGCAUGGGUCUACAUCAUGGCUGUCAAACCUUCGUCGAUGGCCAUUCAAAGCAUUGUGAUUGCAGAGUCAAUUGGCUCUGUCAGCUCAAGUGAGCCACUUCCCGGCUGGUUACUGAAGCUCAUUGCUGCCAUAGCCUUUGUGUCCAUGGUUCUGCUCAACUCCUUCAACACCAAAUUCACACUGCGACUGAGCGAGUCUUUCACAGUGUUCAAGAUCUCCACAGUAGGUUUGAUUGUACUUGGUGGCUUCAUCGCAGUCGUUGCGCAUCUUGUCAAUCCCCACUCGUCGCUUUCUGGCACAUCAGAUUGGUAUUCGAAGAAUUGGUUUGCAACACGACCAACAAUCUCAGAGGGACAAAUCAUCGACUGGAACGCAAUCAGUACCUGGGAACGAUACGGCCAUUACUGCGCAGCAAUCUACGGAGGCUUAUGGGCUUACGAUGGUUGGGAUAAUGCCAAUGUCGUCGCCAGCGAGAUCCGUGAUCCUGGUCGCUCCUUACCCAAAGCCAUCAAAGCAGCGAUGGUAGUCGUCUUGAGCUCAUUCGAGUUUGUCAAUAUCGCCUACUACAUCCUUCUCUCGUGGGACAAGCUGAGCUCUAACAAUGCCGUGGCUGUUUCUGCCGCGACCUCACUUUUGGGUCGACCUGCAGGCAUGCUCGUCACCAUACUUGUUGCUGUAUCGUGUGCCGGCUCCGUGACAAGUAAUGUCUUCUCUGUUGGUAGACUCACUGUGGCAGCCUCGCAGCGUCACUACCUGCCCGCUUUCUUCAGCAAGCGAGGUCUGCCCAUGCUGAAUGACUCAGCCGACGAUGAUUCCACUGUCUCCAGCUUCGAUGCUCCUAUUUACGCCAACAUCCUCGCACUAGUGAUCACUUUGAUCUAUAUCUUGACGGGCAGUUUCAGAGCUCUUCUCACUUUUGUCGGAAUGGCCGAAUGGGUCUUUUACGUCAGCACUGUCAUAGGUCUGUUGAUUCUUCGUCGUCGAGAGCCGCAGCUCGAACGACCCUAUCAACCUACAGUCAUUCUGCCCGUGGUCUUUGUGAUUGUUGGUACCUUGGUUAUUUUGCGCAGUGCAAUGUUUGCCCCAGUGCAGAGCGGAGUCCUUGCAGGCCUGCUAGUCAUGGGGGCCGCAAUCGGCAUGUUGCGUUCGAGAUGA